GCUCGUUCUAAUGAUAAAAUGCAAAUUCCAAGAUAAAGCUAUCGCUGAUUCGAUUGGUUGAUAACGAAGAUUACACGAGAGAUUAUCCAGCGUAGCGACUGCGUCAUCAUCAACUGAGAAACCAAUCUCACUCGACCCCUCUGCUGCUCUGCUUAGAAUAACCGGUGAGUUUAUUGUUGACCAUCAAUGGCGGUGAGGGCACCACUAAUAACUUCUGCUGCUUAUCUUCGAGGAACAAAUGGCCCCCAUUUCCUCACCUCCAAGUCCCGCUUUGGCCUCCAAUCACCCACCAAACAGCUGGCCCUUACAAUCGUUGCCAUGGCUCCCCAAAAGAAGGUUAACAAGUAUGAUGGGAACUGGAAGAAACAAUGGUACGGUGCAGGGAUCUUUUACGAAGACAGCGAAGAAGUCGAAUUUGACGUAUUCAAAAAGCUUGAGAAACGUAAAGUCCUUAGCAACGUAGAAAAAGCAGGACUCCUAUCUAAAGCCGAGGAGUUGGGAGUCACUUUAUCGUCAAUAGAGAAGUUGGGUGUGUUUUCGAAAGCUGAGCAGCUGGGCUUGCUGAGUCUGUUGGAGAAAACGGCAAGUGUUUCGCCGUCUACAUUGGCUUCUGCGGCGCUGCCCAUACUGGUGGCGGCAGUGGUGGCUAUUGUCGUUAUACCUGAUGACUCGGCAGGGCUGGUGGCCGCCCAGGCUGUGUUGGCAGGGGCCCUUGGGGUUGGUGCUGCCGGCUUGCUUGUCGGGUCUUUUGUUCUUGGUGGUUUACAAGAAGCUGAUUGAGUUUUCGGUUUUGUUGUUUAAUCUUACCUCCUCCUUUUUUUAUCGACCUUGGUUAAUAUCAUCUUUUAUCUGUUUUCCCUUUUUAGUUUUUCUCUGUAUAUAUAUGCUUAUUAAAAGUGCUUGGAUUAUAUAUAUCAUCAAAACUAGCCCAA
Messenger RNA from Populus trichocarpa (black cottonwood), 932 nucleotides. RefSeq lists its product as uncharacterized. The coding region runs from base 187 to 780 and encodes 197 amino acids. The record is from RefSeq and is a predicted model, not a curated record. The transcript has 2 exons. Lineage: Eukaryota; Viridiplantae; Streptophyta; Magnoliopsida; Malpighiales; Salicaceae.